This is a messenger RNA of Thalassophryne amazonica, 1785 nucleotides long. RefSeq names its product zinc finger BED domain-containing protein 1-like. The transcript has 4 exons. Gene Ontology annotation, molecular function: protein dimerization activity; DNA binding. The coding region runs from base 1 to 1785 and encodes 594 amino acids. NCBI's taxonomy places the organism in Eukaryota, Metazoa, Chordata, Actinopteri, Batrachoidiformes, Batrachoididae. The record is from RefSeq and is a predicted model, not a curated record.
AUGGCCAAGAGGAUUCUAGAAGCGCCGCUGUCCCUAAAAGCAGAUGUUUGGGCACAUUUUGGUUUUAAAGCCAGUGAAAAAGGCCAGGGACUGGACAAAACAAAUGCAAUAUGCAGGCACCAUAAUGGUACGGUACGCUAUUCUGGAAACACUACCAACUUGCGGGCUCACCUACAUAGGCACCAUGCUGACAAGCUAGCAGCAGCACCAAAAUCACAGCAGAAACCUGUAGAACUGAAGCAAACAACUCUGGACAACACCACGUAUAAGUUUCCAUCUACCUCACCACGUGCAAUCAAGAUUACUGACUCGGUGGUGCAUUUCAUCUGCCUGGAUUUGCGUCCCUACUGCGUGGUUGAAAACAGAGGCUUUCGCUACAUGGUAAAUACGCUGGAGCCACGUUACGUUAUCCCAACCCGUCGCUAUAUAAUUGAAAUAGCUGUGCCCAGGAAAUACGAAGAGGUCAAAGAACAUGUCAAAACUUCACUAACUUCAGCUGCUAGAGUUGCCCUUACGUGCGACGGGUGGACAUCUCGAGCCACACAGUUAUAUGUAACGAUCACCUGUCAUUUCAUUACCGACGACUGGGAGCUAAUGGCGUUCGUUUUACAAACACGAGCCAUGCAUGAGAGCCAUACGGGGACCGACAUAGCGGAGUUACUGAAAACGGCGCUGGAUGAGUGGAGCAUAGCAUCCAAAAUCCCGGCUAUUGUCACAGACAACGCCGCUAACAUGACCGUUGCAGCUGAGCUAACCAGUAUGUUGCAUUUCAAGUGUUUUGCCCAUACUCUCAACUUGGCAUCACAACGCGCACUGAAGCUCCCUAAUGUUGCCCGUUUGUUGGGUCGAGUGAGGCGCAUAACCAGCUUCUUCAGGCGCAGCGUUACAGCGAGCCAUGUACUGCAACAAAAACAAAAGCUACUGCAGUUGCCUGAACAUAAACUGCUAACUGAUGUCGUAACUAGGUGGAAUAGCGCUCAUGAUAUGCUCCAACGUUUUCUUGAGCAGCAACCCGCUAUAUCUGCCGCUCUACUGUCUGGUGAAAUAAGGAAGACAGAAAAAGAAGUCUGCACCCUCAGUGAGUCAGACAUAACAUCUGCUGAGGAGAUUGUGGAUGCCAUGAAGCCCAUGAAGGUAGCUACACUUGUGAUGUCUCAGGAAAACAUCCCAACCUUAUCAGUUGUGGCACCACUUCAUGCUCAGCUCCUCCAUGAUCUUCAAGAAAACCCAUCUGAUUCUGCAUUAGUGAAAGAAAUAAAAUCAGCCAUUUGUGAGGACCUGAGCAAGAGAUACAAGGACAAGCAGAAAGAUACUUUAUACGUGUGUGCAGCUAUGGAUCCAAGAUUCAAGGCACUUCCCUUCCUCUCCGAUGAUGAACGCCAGGACAUCUAUGAGGGUCAUUGCAGAGGCAGGAGGGAUCCAGAACAGGCUGAAACGGAGACAGCAGACCCCGAUGAGGUGCUAGUGCAGGAUGACAACAAGCAGGACAUCUCUACUGGUCCACCCACCAAGAGAGCAAGGUCAUCAUGCAGUCUGGCUGAUCUUCUUGGUCAAACAUACAGCACAGGUGGCAAUCCACUCAGCUGGUGGAAAGAGCACCAGACCGAGUAUCCACUUUUGUCACGUCUUGCAAAAACCUACCUGUGUAUUCCAGGGACUAGUGUCUCUUCAGAAAUUUUCACCUUCACAUAUGCCAUGGCCUUGUCUGGAUCUGUAAACACCAAGUCCUCCUAUCCGUGUGUCACACUCCUUUUCAGUCCGACAGAAGCCUCUUCACGCCUGUAA